AUGUCAAUGUAAAUUAUAAAUAGUGAAAGAGGACACAUUUCAUCACCUAUAUUAGGACCUACAUUACAAAUGAAUUAUACUUAAAUUGAAGCUUAUUAAAAAGGUUCAGAAAUUAAUGUGUCUUAACCAUCUGAAAUAUCAUAAAACAUUGUUAAUGAGAGUAAGAGUUAGUAAUUUGAUUUACUAAAAGCAGGUUUUCUAAAUAAAGCUUCAAAGAGCUUUAGUCGUAGAUAACCAAAUUAAUUAGUAAUUAGUAAUUCAAAUAAUAUAGAAAGUCAAUCAAAAGAUUGAUAGUUAAUCUAUAAAAAAAUUGGAAAAAUCAUCAUUAUUGAAAAACUUUUUUAGGAAUACAUUAGUUUAAAAAUUUAAAAAUAAUCUGUUAUAACAAUCAUAUGUACUUUCAUAUCAUAUGAAACAUCUCUUAUAAUCUGAAUAGUAUUUGUUAGAAGAUGCUUUUAAAAAAAAGAGAAGUAAUUUUAUUUAAUAAUCAUAGAAAUUAAUAAUUAAAGUUCAAAUAGAUUACUUUUUCUUCCUGGAGACAAAAUAAUAAUAAUUUGGGAUAAAUUAUCACUUAUAAUUAAUUUAUUUAGUUUAUGGUUAUGUCCUAUCUUGUUUGCUUUUAAUGAAAACUUAUCAAUAUUUGAGAAUUUUGAAAUAAUAAUAAUAUUAUUUUUGAGUUUUGAUAUAACAAUUAAUUUAAAUAGGGCAAUAAUUGAUUAAGGAGAAAUAAUUGAAGAGAGAAGUACAAUAAUAAAAACAUAUGUUAUUAAUCAUGUUUAUAAAAAUUUAAGUAGUAUAAUUUUAUGGGUUUUAUGCUAUCACUAAUUUUAUUAAAUAAGUGUUGCUAAAGAAUUCAUUUUUAUAUUUUAGAUUGCAAUUCUAAUUAUUUAAAUAUAAAAUAAUUUCUAAAAAUAUACUGAACAAUUAUAUUUAAAAGAAAUAGCAAGUAAUGUCAAAGAUAUAAUAAGUUUAAUAAUAUUAAUAUAUUAUUUUGCCCAUUAUAUGGCUUGUAUUUGGCAUUAUAUUGGAUAAUAUACAGAAUCUUUAGGGACAACAUGGUUAAUUAAAUAUAAUCUUACAAAUGAAGGAUUUUAUGUAAGAUAUAAUUACUCAUUUUAUUGGGCAUCAAUGACUAUGGUAACAGUUGGAUAUGGAGAUAUACUUCCAUAAAAUUAGGUUGAAAUGACUUUUGUAAAUAUUAUGAUGCUCAUCUCAAGUGUUAUGUAUGCAUAUUCUCUUAAUUCUAUUGGUAUAAUUUUAAAAUCAUAUAAUGAUUAAAAAUAAAAAUAAACGUAAUUGCAUUUUUUUAUUUUCUUAGAAGAUCUUUAAUAUUAAUUAAUAACUAUAUGAGAAAAUACUAAUUAGAUGAAACAAUAUAAUCAAGAGUUAGAAAUUAUAUAAAAUAUCAAAUUGAUAGAGAAUUUCAAGAAAAUAGUGAAAGUGUAUAUUAAAUAAUAAAUGAUUUACCACAUGGAUUAUAAUCAGAGUUGAAUAGAGAUUUAUAAACUAAAGUUGUAUAGAGUAUUAAAAUAUUAAAUCAAUAAUUUUCUAAAUAAUCCCUCAAAAAUCUUACAGAUGAAUUGAAAUUUAUCAAAUUAACACCUAAUGAUUUUGUAUUUCAUAAAGGAGAAAAUGAAGAUUAAAGUUUGUAAUUAAAAUUUAUUUAAUUAGAUACUAUGUUGAUGAAGGAGAAAUUGAAUUAAUAGAAGAAAAUAGUAAAAAAGUAUUAGCUACAGUUAAAAAAGGAGAAACUUUAGGGGAAUAUCAAUUUUUUACUGGUUUAUAACCUAAAUUUUCUGCUUUAAGUGUUGGAUUUUCAUCUUUAUAUUAAAUUAAAAGAUCUGAAUUUAUAAAUUUAAUAAGAUAUAAUUAGAAGGAUUUUGAAAAAUUUCAUAAUAUUAAGGAUACUAUAGUUUUUAAUAAUUCAUUCUCUAUCUUAUUAAAAAAUUGUAAAAUUUGUAAAUAAUAUAAUCAUCUAACAAUUGAAUGUCCCUUAUUAACCUAUAAACCUAAUUUAGAAUAAAGAAUUAAAAAAUCUUUAUAUCAUACAAAUUAAGAAAGAGAUAUAAAUUUUAAAAGACUUAAUUAAAAACUAAAUGUUAGAAUUAUGUAUAAGGAAAUAUAAGGAUCCAUUAAAUCUUAUUAAUAAUCUUCAAAUUUUACUGAAUAAAUUGAUGGUUCAUCAAUUAAAAUCGAUACUCCUGAUAUUUUGUAAAUUAGUAAAUAAGCUACUAAAAAGAAAUUUACAAUCCAACCUAAAUUCCAAUACAAGGAUUCUGAUAAUAAUUAAGAUGAUGAAAUAAUUAAUUUAUAAGAAUUUAUCAAAACAUCUAAAGUAGACAGAAGAAAAUCUAAUGCUAUGACCAUAUUUGCAAAAAAGUAAGAGUAUAAAAAAAAAACAUCUUUAGGAUAAGUGAAUAAUUAAAAGGAUGUUUAAUUAAAUUGUUCUAUUAAUGAUAUAACAGUGCCUUUUGAUUAAUAAACUUUCUUAGAUGAAUUUAAAUUAGAAUUAAAAUUUCAUUAAAAUGAUAUUGAUAAAAUAUAUUUCUAUCAAUAUUAUAAAAAGCAUGAUAAUGCAGACAACAUAAUAAGAGUUUAUGAGAAUUUCAGAAAAAAAAAAGGUUCCCGUAUAUUUUCUAAAACUGAUUUAAAUGCCUAACUUUAUACCUUUAACUAAAAUGUAGUUAAUAGAAUAAUGAAAUUUAGGUUAAGUAACAGAAAAUGA
Messenger RNA from Paramecium pentaurelia, 2725 nucleotides. Lineage: Eukaryota; Ciliophora; Oligohymenophorea; Peniculida; Parameciidae. The record is from the annotation of a GenBank genome assembly.